AACACCACACCCACUUCCAUGGCCACUAGAGAGAACAAGUGGGCGGUGAAGAUUAGUGACCAGCCCAUGGCCGCCGAAGAGAGAAGCUGGGCGGUGGAGAUCGAUGACCAACACAAGAACACCGGUAAGUCGGCCGAGAAGCAGCAAAGCCCGAAGCCAUCCAUAUACAUAGUUCCUCCUUACAUCAGAAAUUUGAACUGCCAUGCCUACAAGCCACACAUCGUCUCCUUUGGACCAUACCACCAUGGUGACCCCGACGUCAUGCCGAUGGAGGAGCACAAGGAUCGGGCCCUCACCCGCUUCCUCAAGAGAGCCAAUAAGUCUCUCCAAGACGUCAUGACCGCCAUAGAGGAGGUCGUGCAACAGCUACGGGGCGCUUAUCAGAGCCUCGACGGGAAGUGGGCGGAGGACAAGAGGUUCAUGCAUCUGAUGAUCCUUGACGGGUGCUUCAUGCUCGAGAUAAUUCGUGUCGCGACCAAGAAGCCGGAUGACGGUGGCCAUGGCUACGAAAUGGAUGAACCCAUCUUUAGCGACCACGGGAAUCUGUACACCGUGCCCUGCAUAAAGCGAGAUAUGAUGAUGAUCGAGAACCAGCUGCCCCUGCUUGUUUUGUACAAACUGGUUUUUGUUGAGGGUGGUAGAAAUUGCGUGGUAAUACUAACUUUUAUUCUCUGUCUGUGUCAGAAGGUCGUGAACGAACUGGUGCUGAAAUUCUGGGGCAAGCCGUCGACGGUGGAAGAAGAACACCUCCUCCUUGAAGAACGCCGCCACCUCCUUGACUUGCUCCGACUUAGCCGGUUGGUUAAGCGAUCGUCAACGGACAAUAGUCGUGGCCGGACAAACAGGCGAAAAGUCUCGAACAUCCGGUCGGCUUUUGAGCUGCGCGAGGCUGGCAUCCACUUCAGGAAGAGCAAUUCCAACAGCCUCCUUGACAUCGAGUUCAAGCACGGUGUCCUCAGCCUGCCGAAUCUUACAGUCGACGACAACACGGAGUACAUGUUUCUCAACCUCAUGGCCUUCGAGCGCCUCAAUGUCGGCACCGGCAACGAGGUCACUUCCUACGUCGUGUUCAUGGACAGCAUCAUCGACUCCGCCAAGGACGUCAGCCUGCUGCAGUCCAAGGAUAUCAUCGAGAACGCGUUCGGGAGCGAUGAGGCCGCCGCCGAGCUGUUCAACCGCCUCUCCAAGGACGUGGUCAUCCCCCCGCAAGGCAUCCUUGGCGACGUGUAUGGGGAGGUUAAAUAUUACUUCGGGAGGCGCCGGAACAGGUGGUGGGCCAACUUGAAGCACACUCACUUCAGCAGCCCUUGGAGCCUUCUCUCGCUUGUCGCCGCCAUUGUGCUGCUGGUUCUCACGGUGUUGCAGACCAUCUACACCUUGUUGCAAUUCUACCACCCGCCGUCUGCUUAGCCAUUCUAAUCAGGCGCUUCAUCUGCUUGGUUUUGUUUGUUUGUUUCUUCUUCUCCUUUCUAAUUCGGGUAUGAUGUGAGUUUACGUAUUCAAGUUUAUGUAUUCACUAUUUGGGGGGGUUUAUGUUUUUGGAGACAACUUUUGCAAGGUUUAUUGGUGAUAUG
Molecule: messenger RNA, 1574 nt
Organism: Musa acuminata AAA Group (dessert banana)
Lineage: Eukaryota; Viridiplantae; Streptophyta; Magnoliopsida; Zingiberales; Musaceae
Product: UPF0481 protein At3g47200-like
Exons: 2
Coding region: 19-1410 (463 amino acids)
Source: RefSeq, a predicted model, not a curated record